Cuscuta campestris is the source of this 2299-nucleotide messenger RNA. NCBI's taxonomy places the organism in Eukaryota, Viridiplantae, Streptophyta, Magnoliopsida, Solanales, Convolvulaceae. The record is from the annotation of a GenBank genome assembly.
CUACAUAUCCUUACAUAACAUUAUUAGAUCAAUAUUACUUUUAUACUCUUAGCUAGAAGAUGAACAAAAUGGGGUUUUUGAGGAGGUUGAUUUGCCUGGUAAUACUAGUGUUUGUGCAUGGAGGGGUAAUUAUGGAAACGGAAGGGUCCCACAUUGUGUUGCAAGACCUGGAAGCUCUCCAGCCCCCUUUCCCUAACCAAACCUAUCGAACCUCUUUCCAUUUCCAGCCUCCCAAGAACUGGAUGAACGGUCUGUUUUGUACUAUUCCAUCUUUCUCAGCUUAGCUUUAAUUUAUCAUGCAUGCAUUGCAUCUAACUACGUACUCCCUAACUUAGAUCUGAGUGAAAGUUUAUUUUUCUUGCCGUUAGCCUGUUAUGCAUUGCUAAUGUUUUUAUUUUUUUUCUCUUUCAUGUGAUGCGCCACGUAUAUAAAUCAUGGGUUUACAGAUCCAAACGGUCCAAUGGUUUACAAAGGCGUAUACCAUUUAUUCUACCAAUACAACCCAAAAGGAGCAGAUUUUGGCAAAAUAUCAUGGGGGCACUCUACUUCAAGAGACCUAGUCAACUGGAGAGCUCAUAUCCCUGCAAUCUCCCCAUCCCAGCCUGCCGAUAUUAACGGCGCGUGGUCGGGCUCCGCCACCAUCCUCCCCAGCGGAAAGCCAGCCUUGCUCUACACCGGGCAUGACUCGAGACACCGCCAGGUCCAGAACAUGGCGGUGCCCAAAAACGCGUCCGACCCGUACCUCCAAGAAUGGGUUAAAUCUCCCCGCAACCCUCUGAUCGCGCCAGACGAGUUCAACAAGAUCAACGCGACGUCGUUCAGGGACCCCACCACCGCGUGGCAAGGCCGAGACGGGAGAUGGAGGAUCCUGAUCGGCAGUAAAGUGAACCGGCGUGGGUUAGCCAUCCUGUACAGGAGCAAGGACUUCGUGAACUGGGUUCAAGCGAGACACCCCUUCCAUUCAGCCGAAGGGACUGGGAUGUGGGAGUGUCCGGACUUUUACCCAGUUUCGACAAGCCCGAGUGGUCUCGACACGUCGUCGUUAGGUUCUGGGAUCAAGCACGUGAUGAAGGUGAGCUUGGAUGACACUAAGCACGAGUACUACACGGUGGGAACGUACGACCAUGCCCGGGAUAAGUAUAUCCCGGACAAGGGAUCAGUGGAUAGCGAUGUUGGUGGGUUGAGAUAUGACUAUGGCAAGUUUUACGCCUCCAAGACAUUCUAUGAUAGCUUAAAGGGGAGGAGAAUCCUUUGGGGUUGGAUUAACGAGUCCUUGCCAAGCACAGAAUAUGUUAAACAAGGAUGGUCUGGAGUUCAGGGAUUUCCAAGAAGUGUAUGGCUGGACAAAAAGGGGAAACAGCUGGUACAGUGGCCAGUUCAAGAGAUUGAGAUGAUGCGUUCAAAUAGGGUUGAGAUGCAUGGCACUGUGCUCAAGAAAGGAUCUCUUGUUGAGGUUACUGGAAUCAAUGCCGCACAAGCGGACGUGGAGGCAACGUUUAAGGUGAGAGGGUUGGGGAAGGCGGAGAGAAUGGAGGCGGGAUGGAGUAGGGAACCACAAGUAUUGUGCAGCCAGAAGGGAGGAACGGUGAGGGGAGGAAUAGGGCCGUUUGGUUUAAGGGUUUUGGGUUCAAAAGAUGGCCAAGAACACACUUCUGUCUUCUUCCGAGUUUUCAGAGGAAACAACAACACUCACUUUGUGGUGCUCAUGUGCAGCGACCAAACCAGGUCUUCACUGAAUGAGAAGACAGAUAAGACGAGCUAUGGUGCAUUUGUGGACAUAGAUCCCGUGCGGGAGGAGUUUUCAUUGAGAGUCUUGGUAGACCAUUCGAUAGUGGAGAGCUAUGGUGGAAAAGGGAAGGCGUGCAUAACAUCGAGGGUAUACCCUACAAAGGCAAUAGGUGACAGGGCACACUUGCAUGCUUUCAACUUUGGCCUGCAACCCCUUUACCUCUCCAAACUCACUGCUUGGUCCAUCAAAAACCCCACCAUCAAUUGAAAAAACUUUACUCACUCUCAAUAAUAAUUAAUCCAUCCAUCCUUUAUCAUUAUUACGGCGGAUCGAUCGGAGUAUUAUUAAUAAAUUAAACCAUGCAUGCAUCCAUCUCUUUUUAUUAAUUAUUUACAUUUUAAAAAACUUUGAUGAUUAGAUGUGUACGUACGUGGCCGGGUGCAUGUGUAUUAUGUAUUCUUAAUUAAUUACUAUUGUUGUUAUGUUAUGUUAUGUAGUACGUCCUCGUCUUUAAUUUGUUAAUGAUUAGUGGAAAAUUUACUUAAAUAGCACUAAAACAUAGCGACUUUC